Kogia breviceps (pygmy sperm whale) is the source of this 985-nucleotide messenger RNA. Lineage: Eukaryota; Metazoa; Chordata; Mammalia; Artiodactyla; Physeteridae. The record is from RefSeq and is a predicted model, not a curated record.
UGAAAUGCUGGACGCUGAGCUGGUUUCGCAACGCAGCAAUGGGAGCUCCGGGGGGAAAGAUCAACCGGCCGCGAACGGAGCUGAAGAAGAAGCUGUUCAAGCGACGGCGGGUGUUGAACCGGGAGCGGCGACUGAAGCACCGGGUGGUCGGGGCUGUGAUAGACGAAGGGCUGAUCACGAGGCACCACCUCAAGAAGCGGGCGUCCAGUGCACGUGCCAACAUUACUCUGUCUGGGAAGAAGCGCAGAAAACUCCUCCAGCAGAUCCGGCUAGCCCAGAAAGAGAAGGCAGCCAUGGAAGUGGAAGCCCCCCUCAAGUCAGCCAGGACUAGUGAACCACAGCCCAAAUCAAAAAAGAAGACAAAAGCCCCCCAGGAUGUAGUCAUGGAGGACCUUGAAGAUAAGAGCUAAAUCUCACACCCCUUCCACCAGAAGAUUCUCAGCUGGAGCCAGGAGGACUCGAUGGUUAUUUCAGAGGACUUUGGAGAAAGCGUUGCUCCUUUUCACUGUCCCCAGAUUCCUCUUCCCUAAUGGCCUAUGACCUGCCCUGGAGGGAUGUAUUGAGAGGAAGAGGGUAGAAAAGAAAGAUUGGAGAGAGGGUCCUAAGCAGUCAACUCCAUUUGUAAUAAAGCCCUAGCAUUCUUACUGAGAUGUGUUUGAUUAAAUGUAGGAAUGGGGAUAGGCCAUGAAAAGGGGCUGUGAGUGUGGAAACAAGACAAUUGGGAAACAGGACCCACAGUUCUUACUUGACCAAAGGCAACAAGAAGCCACCCUCCAUGAUGGCCCUGUCUCCCGGAUGAGUGACACUCCAACUUUCCAUUUCUGACAAAAAUAAGGUGUUCUGUAGAGAUGGCAGAGGAGGUAAGGGUCUUGAUACUGGCCCUGCCACCUCCCCUGUGUGACCAGGGUGGACAAGACCGUGGUUGUCUCUGCUUCCUUCGCUGGAUUAUAUUUUUAAUAAAGUGAACAUUAUUUUUCCCUUUUAA